Messenger RNA from Amoebophrya sp. A120, 392 nucleotides. The record is from the annotation of a GenBank genome assembly. NCBI's taxonomy places the organism in Eukaryota, Dinophyceae, Syndiniales, Amoebophryaceae.
AUGGACCAUUUCUCGCCGGAUCUGGGAGGGGGAGCGGCCUCUGACUUCGAGGAUUUCCCCUCUGAGGUGACCUUCACGUGUUGCUGGCCAAAUCAGCAAACCAGCACGGGGCACCGGUUGUUGGCGUUUCCAAGGCUGCGGAGCGAACUCGCGACCCGAAGGAGCUAUGCCGACCGGCGAGUGCUAGGUGAGUUUCAUCGCAAACGAAGCGCAAACGCGAUCACAGGCGCCGCUUCUUCACGGCAACACUCGGUGAGGGGACACCAUCAGCGGGAAAUAAAUGAUAGUACCAAUGGGCAUCAGCAGCCUGGUUCGGCAGCAGCGGAAACGCAGAGGAUGCUGGAGCAGCCACCCAUGGCCGGGCACAAUAAUUUUCGUCCCGCCGCACGAGC